AUGCCUGGUCCAUCGCUCCUAGACGUGAAUGCUGCUGAGAACUGGAGGAAAUUUUUCAUGCAGUUUGAGAUCUAUCUUGUUGCGAAAGGUAAAGAUGAUAAAGCGGACAAACUGGAGGUAAAUAUGUUGUUACAUUUUGCCGCAUCAGAAGCUAUUGAAGAGUUCAGUCACUUUGUGUUUACUGAUAAAAAAGACAAAUAUUGCUGUUGCAAAUUCGAGGAAUUGUGCCAGGGUGCUAGAAAUGUAAUUUUUGAGCGACUGGUCUUUAAUCAGGGAAACCAGAAGGAAGGUGAGAGAACUGACAAUUUCGCCAGUGAACUGAAAAGACUGUCGUUAACUUGUGAAUUUGGCGACCUUCAAGAUUUGCUUAUUUGUGAUCAUAUUGUGGAAGGAGUUUUGUCUGACAAAUUGCGAGGUGAACUGUUGAAGAAAUGA
Messenger RNA from Porites evermanni, 435 nucleotides. The record is from the annotation of a GenBank genome assembly. NCBI's taxonomy places the organism in Eukaryota, Metazoa, Cnidaria, Anthozoa, Scleractinia, Poritidae.